AUGGCGCUCAGAGUUAACAUCCCCCCAGCGACUCGCGUCUGCCUCAUCAGUCUCAUCACCCUCUCGUUCCUCUAUAACAUCGCCCGAUGGCGCCAACUCGACACAACCCCCGGCUCUUCGACCAUCUCUCCGCCAGUUCCCUACCUAACCCUUGUCCCAUCACAGUUCCUCUUCUAUCCAUGGACGCUUCUCACGGCCACAUUCGUCGAGCAGAAUAUCUUCACCGUUCUCCUGAACCUCGCGACGCUGUUCUACGGCGGGAAGUACCUCGAGCGCGCAUGGGGGUCUCGCGAGUUCACUAAGUUCAUCGUUACCAUUGCGCUGGUGCCCAACUUGGUCAUUGUGCCGUGCUACUUGUUCUGGGCGACGGUUACUGGCAGUAAUGGUUCCGCGGGGGGAUCGACUUCGAGCAGCGGGUACGCCUUGUUCUCGUCCUCUGAUGAGGGAUGUACAACUGCAUGCACAUUCCCUGCUGACACGGCUCCGUUCAGUGUGACACAGAUCUGCGGCGGCAUCUCAAUCCAAGCUUCCUUCCUCGUCGCUUUCAAGCAGCUCGUCCCCGAGCAUACGGUAACCAUCUUCAAGGGCCUAGUCAAGAUGCGGGUGAAGCACUUCCCCGCCGUUUUCCUGCUCCUCAAUACCCUCAGCGGGAUCAUCCUCGGAACCAGCGUUGCCGCAAUACUUGCAUGGUUUGGCCUAAUUACAAGCUGGACAUAUCUCCGAUUCUUCAAGCGCCAGCCCGAUCUCACCGGCACCUCAACCGACGGCCAGGGUAUCAAGGGCGACGCAAGCGAGACAUUCGCCUUCAAGUGCCUCUUCCCCGACGCAAUCCAACCGCCCAUCGGCAUCGUCUCCGACACCAUCUACUCCCUCCUCGUCUCCCUGAAAAUCUGCACCCCCUUCUCAGCCGAGGAGAUCGCCUCGGGGAACCAGCAAGCCCUCGCCCGAGGCGAGGCCGGCCUCCCUACCCUCCUCAGCAACCGCAACGGCCGGAGCAUGGCCAAGCGCGAGGAAGCAGAGCGGCGACGAGCCGUGGCCCUCAAGGCCCUCGACCAACGACUCCAGGCGGCCGUCGCGGCUCGGUCUCAACCCGGCGCAAGCGCGAGCACACCCAGUCCAGUUCCAACCCAAACGACUCAAACAGCAACGCCGUCCGUGCCGGGGCAGACGAUGUUAGGCGAGACCAGCUAUACACCGGACCACGCGUAG
Molecule: messenger RNA, 1209 nt
Organism: Aspergillus mulundensis
Lineage: Eukaryota; Fungi; Ascomycota; Eurotiomycetes; Eurotiales; Aspergillaceae
Product: rhomboid family protein
Exons: 1
Coding region: 1-1209 (402 amino acids)
Biological process (GO): retrograde vesicle-mediated transport, Golgi to endoplasmic reticulum
Cellular component (GO): membrane; Golgi apparatus
Source: RefSeq, a predicted model, not a curated record